Molecule: messenger RNA, 1594 nt
Organism: Trifolium pratense (red clover)
Lineage: Eukaryota; Viridiplantae; Streptophyta; Magnoliopsida; Fabales; Fabaceae
Product: telomerase Cajal body protein 1
Exons: 13
Coding region: 71-1336 (421 amino acids)
Molecular function (GO): protein binding
Source: RefSeq, a predicted model, not a curated record
GAGAAAUCGAAACGAAACACUCGGAGGGAGUAGAGUGAGUUUUUGGCGCUUACAGUUUCCAGCUACAAACAUGGUUGAAGAAGAAGCAGCAAUAACAAUGGGAGAAGAAGAAGAAGAAGAAGAAGAAAACGCAUCUAUUCCUAACGAAGAAUACUCUUGGCCCGUUCUUCGCUUCGAUGUCCCUCCUCAUAGAACCUACCAUUUCCAUCACCAGUUCAUUACUCCCACUAACCCUAACAAUUUCCUCAAAGCCGUUAAAUGGUCACCCGAUGGCUCCUCUUUCCUCACCACUUCCGAAGACAACACUCUCCGUCUCUUCGCACUACCGGGCUCUGAUAGUGACAUUCCUCUUAAUACUUCCGACGAUGAAGAUUCUUAUGCUGCGAGUCUAGUCAUGAGUGAAGGAGAGUCUAUACACGAUUUCUGUUGGUAUCCUUACAUGUCUGCUUCAGAUCCGGUGACCAAUGUUUUUGCGACUACUACUCGCGACCAUCCUAUACAUCUAUGGGAUGCUACAUCAGGCCAGUUACGCUGCACAUAUCGGGCAUACGAUGCCAUGGAUGAAAUUACUGCUGCUUUUUCUGUCGCUUUUAAUCCUGCUGGAACUAAGAUAUUUGCUGGAUACAACAAAUGUAUUAGGAUGUUUGAUUUACAUCGCCCUGGUAGAGAUUUUAAAUUGCAUUCAACAGUAAAAGAUAAAAAAGAAGGCCAAACAGGUAUUAUAUCAGCAUUGGCCUUUUCUCCAUCUCAUAAUGGGAUGCUAGCUUUGGGUUCUUAUAGCCAAACUACUGCUAUUUAUACGGAAGAUAACAUGGAGCUUUUGUAUGUUUUGCAUGGUCAAGAAGGCGGAGUUACACAUGUCCAAUUUUCAAGAGAUGGUAAUUAUUUAUAUACUGGAGGUCGGAAGGACCCUUAUAUACUCUGCUGGGAUGUGCGCAAAGCUGUUGAUUGUGUCUACAAGUUAUACAGAUCUGCGGAAAACACCAAUCAGCGGAUACUGUUUGAUAUCGACCCUUCUGGACGGCAUCUUGGUACAGGCGGCCAGGAUGGUUCAGUGCAUAUAUACGAUCUUCAAACUGGGCAGUGGGUGUCAAGUUUUGAGGCUGCACAAGACACGGUUAACGGCUUCUCUUUCCAUCCAUUUCUGCCCCAUGCUGUGUCGUCCUCAGGCCAUCGUAGAUUUGUAAUUCCAGAAGAAGAUAGUGACGAAGAUUUGUCAUUGAGUGGUGGUGAAAACUGUGUAUCAGUUUGGAGUUUCUGUUAUGAUUCAAAGAUGGAAGACUUCAAGGACGAUGGCAGUUUCAAUGAUCAGUCUGGAAGUGGAUCCUUGGACUAAAUUUCCUUAAUGUUUUUGGGGGUCGCCUUGUACCAGUCCUGGAAAAGCAAUGUUUUUGAAAUGUAGCCAAUGAUCAAACCGGAUCAUUGUUCAUUAUUUGACAAUAAGUUGAUCUAAGUUUUGCAUAUAUAAUUUAUACUUUUAAAUUGCUAACCAAGUGGAGAAGUUCAGCUAGCAAUUUUAUUGGGUGAUAUUUGCCACGGCUCUUUAAAUCUUAAUAUAUUAUUUAUACUUUAUUCAAUGAUAUCAUUUCCAAAA